CCUGUUAUGCAGAACAUACUGAGAAGAUCUCGUCAGUUUGCUUGGCCCCAGAUUCAGAUCAUUGGAUUUGCUGCUCUGCUGAUGAAUUUUCAGUAAAAUUGUGGGAUAUCCGAUCACUCGUUACAAUUCAAAUGCACAAUGAACAUAAGGUAAAAUUUAAAAAAUAUUGAGAAACUUAAUAGAUAACUUUUCCUUAGGCCUUAAAUUAAAUGAUCAGAAAUUCAGAAAGGUUCUCUCCACCAAUGUAGGCGAAGGAAGCUAGUGGGUAAUCAGUCUCUGACUCUGGUGGCACAUUUUUUCUAUAUAUUGAGGGGUAUCAUUAUGGCCAACUACUAAGCUUUUUUAUGUUAUUUUGAGGAUGAUGAUUGGUUAAAAAUCUUGGCAGGCCACAGGCAUUUAAUUAAUUAAACUAAGGCAGUGUCUACACAUCUGGCGGCCGGACAAAUAGUGCGGGAGAUAUUCUUCUGGCGGGCAUGUAGAAAAAGGUUGGUAAAUGUGAAGAGAUAGCACCACGUUUUUUUACUAUGGCGACCUUAUGUCCUAAAUUUAUCCCUAAACCUAACCUGAACCUGAACCCUAAAUCUAUCCUUAAACCUAACCUGAACCCUAAACUUAUCCCUGACCUGGGUUUUGACCCUAUCAGAACCAGGGACAAAACACGCAAAUGAUGUCAGGGUGCUAUCUCUAUACAUUAGCCAAAAGUUUUAUUUUAGGCUAUUAAUAUUGCGUGAGAAGUAGGCUACCUCAAUAGCACACUACAUUGGCCCUAUAUUAAGAUAUAGGGUCUAUUUCUUUGUGAACUUUCGACCUCCCCGCCUUAAUUAUUAAUCACCCUCGCUAUCAUUUUUAUCCUUUCUCUCUGGCUCUCAGUAUUUCUUUCUUCUAGUAGGCAUUGCUUCCCCCCCCCCUUAUUUCUUGAAAUUAUACUCACUCCCCCACCCUGCAUCUCCGACGCCAGUUUUAUGAUCAACUAUUAGUGGUCUUAUGACAAGACUGAAGGACAGAUAUCUCGCCCAACUUUGUUAUGGCAGCCAUGUGACCUGGUUUCCGGACGAAUAUCUCGAGAAUUUUUCGUCCGGUUGCCGGACAUGUUAAACUAAUCCUAGCCAAAACCACUGCCAUCCACUGGCUCUCUCCCCAAACCAAAAUAAAUGGCAAGGCAAUCAAGGCACAGAGUCAAUACUUAUGAUUUAACAUAUCAGACCCCAUAAAUCCAGUUUUACCAAAGAUGAUACUAGAAUUGGGUUACAUUAGGCUACUCAUUUGUAUUAUAAUUAGUCACAAAUAGAAAAGACAUGAGAAAGUGAGUCUUACUAUGUCAAUAAAAAUUGAGUCUUACUAUGUCAAUAAUUCACACAUUAUUUAAUCAAUCAUUUAAUUAAUCACUGUAGGGAAUUGUAGUUUCCCUAUGAAUAGAUAAAACUGUAAAAUACAUAUUCAGAGUUUAUAAUCAGAUGGUAUGCCCUUUGGUAUAGUCAAUAAUACCUAUGCAGACAUGCUUUAAAUUUAAGUCUUUUACAAGGUACAAUCUAAACUGAAAUCAUUAAAAGGUAAGAUAUAUUAUAUUAUACUUAAUAACUAGAGAAACUUCAUUCUCAGAUAUCAAGAUAAACAUACCACCUCACUGAAAUACUUAAAAGAUCAGAAAGUUUAUAUAUGUUUUUAACUUUUCAUGAUAUUGACAGAGAAAGAUUUUUUGCUUGAGAAAUACAUAAGAUGUCUUUGUAUUUAAUUUACAAAUGUAUGUUUUGUAAGAAUAUUUAUGCAUUUGCUGAAUAUGCACUCUGUAAUUAAAACGCAUUUCCAUUAAUUUUUUUUAAUCAAUAAAAGAAUCUUAUCUUUAUUUAUCAGGGAAAGAUUAUGUGCAUGACGUGGUCUACUUGCAACUCAGACCUGUUACUUACAGCUGAUGAAAAAGGAACUGUUGUCAUUUGGAAAUUAAAGACCAAUUUUGUUAAACCCUUUUGUUUAGAAAAAGAUAUGGUGUGCAGCAUAAAGGCGUCACCACACUCUGGUUCACAAUUUGCUAUUGGGUAAUUAAUACAUUAAGAAAAAAGACAUUAUUAAAAAAUACACAAUCCCCAGUUGGGACCUGAGAUGAUCAAUUGUAAAUUGUGCUUUAGAAUAGAAUCAAACAUUUUAACAUUUUUUUAUACUUGCAGAACAUAUUCAUCACAAAAUUAUUUGGAAUAUAAAUUGUAACCUCACAAGAAACAUUCAAAUUACAAUACUAUUAAAUUGUUUGUCAUUAUUUUCCAAACAAUUUAUCAGAAACCAAUCUCCCCAUUCAGGUACAGAACAGGAAUAGCUCUUAUUAUUGAUAUUGCCAAAAGCUAUCCUGUCAUACUGCAAAGGUUAAGAGGUCAUGAAGCUGAGAUAAGUUCCAUCUGUUGGUGUCCAAUAAAAGGAGAGAAUUUUCUUAAUGGAAGCGGAGAUGGUAAUUUUUUAUGAACAUUAUUGCACUAAAAACAUUUUGAAAUAAUAAAUAUGUGUCCAUUAUUUAAAUUAUAUUUUGAUUAGAGUUCAAUUAUUUUCUAUUAACUGUUCAAAGAGUAAAAUAUCAAUUUAAGAAAUCUUAUUUAAAUGAUUGCAUCUCAUAGCAUCUUUCUUUUAAUCACUCAAGCACUGUUUCAAGUCUGGGAAAAAACACACUUUGUUCUGACUUCUUCUCAAAAAGCCCGGUGAAUACAUCUUCACCACCAGAGAGACCCCAGCUGUUUGUCUUUUUCAUUAAUUUAAUCAGACACUGAUCUUUCACUUCUAGCUGAUGAUGGAGUUUUAAUUGCAACAGCUGGAAGAAAAACUAUCAAGAUAUGGAGUAGUACCAAGGGGAAAGAAAUCCUCAGCAGGAAACUUCCCCAAUCAUCAACAGCCAGAUAUGACCCCCAUGAUCCAGCAGGGAAAAGACUUUGGAUGGACAUUCACUGGCCAAGAUCAAUGCCACAUCACUUGGUCUCAACGUCAUCUGGGUAAAAAAGGAAGAAAAAUAAAAACUUGUGCAUUUUUUAAAAUGUUUUUUUUUCGUGACAAAACUUUUCUUGAUUGUGAAAGGCGGUGGUCCUUUGAAAUUCUAACAUGUUAACAUGUUUUUUUUUGUGUGGCAAGCGUUAUGAAAUCAUUUUUUGUUGUUGUCAUUUUAGUCUAUGGCUAUGCUGUCAGUAGUAAUGCAAGCUUUAUGCACUGGUGUCUAGAAAAAUGUAAUAGUUCAAUAUGACCCUACCCCUGGAAUUUUUAGUACCGGUACUUAAUUCAGAGGUUCCCCAACUUUUUUGAGUCAUUACACUCUUGGUCAAUCUAUGUUUUCCCAAGGUACCCUGUAUCAAUUUCAAGUAUAUCAACAAAGGCACUUACAAAAUAGCACAAAUAAAUUAUUUUUUGAACAAAUAAAUUCCCACCUUCUCUGCUUAAUAAAAUCCAAUCCUUUUUUAAAAACUAAAAGCAGAAGAAAUACUUUCAAUACUAUCACUUGACUUAAUCAUAACCACAACAAUUUUUUGUUGAUACAAUCUCCUAAAACUAUUUUAACUCUAAGACCCCAGAAGUCAGAUAGCUGUCACAUAGUUAUUAUUAUAUUAAAUAGUUAACCAUUCACACUUUUCAUGUGAGGAAGCCAUGGCGCAUUGUCUGGGAACCUCUUACUUGAUCCUUUAAAUUUUCAAAUAUUUUUUUUUUUAUCUUUUGUCCACUGAAAUUGGGUUUAGGCAUAAGAAAAAAAGGUACUUCAACGUGUGUGUAAGUGAUGUCUAUCAAUCUCAUUUAAAAUUUUAAAAAAUACCUAAUACAAUCACACAAGACCACUAUUAUACUUUAAAAUCGGCAUAGAAAUCAUAUUAUAUUUUGUAAAUUUAUUUAUUUUUUCUUUAGACCACAGGGUGAUCUGUAUCUAUUGGAUAUUCGCAAAACAUCUGAACAGAACCUGGAGAAAUUUAUUGCCAGACAUGUGAGCAAACACACCAAGAUCAUAUUUAACAUAACAUGCGUGGGUGAUAAGCUGUGUACCUUUUCUAUGGAUAGAAUUGUAAGUUGAUUUCUUCUCAGAAUUUCUUAUACAGAAUCUUCUGUGUGUGGGAAACUUAUUUUCUUUGAGAUAUGGAAAAAUUGAAUCUACAAUUUUUAACAUGACAUUUUAGUUUUAAAAUGUUUGUUUUGUUGUUGCUUAUGUUAAGCAAGAGAAGAAAUAGCUGGAAUUAAAGUUUUACAAAUAUUCCUUAAAUAUUUGAGCUUCUAGCUGUACUCAGUAGAAUAUUUUUAUUAUUUUAGUGUGGUUUUUGUGUUAUUAGUCUUGAAGUUUACCUCUUUUUCUAUGACAAUGAAUAAUUAUAAUACAAAUUUUUCAGGACUAAAAAUUGAAUAGGUCGGACCUGGUUACCUAUACCAUUUUGGUGUACACUGUACAAUUUUAAGCAGUCUUUUAUGAUUUUACGCUGAGACCGGUUGACAAAAUAUAUUAUGCAGUUUUUGCAAUAUAAAAAAGUUUUUAAAUUUGGACUAUCCAUAAUUGUAUUACAUACGCACUGGUGUUGACUUAGGAGCAUACGGGUGUGCAAGUGAGUUGGUAGGAGGAAGUGUCUAAAUAUUUUUAAAGGCUAUAAAUUAACACAUAAUGAUGUUAAUCAUCGUCACUAUGAAAUUGCUAGAUAUGGCAACAUUAAUAUUUACGAAGUCACCCGUGUCUAUCAAAAAGCCAAUGUCGGACAGCUUUUUUUGUGCAAAAAAGCACCAUAUAAAUAUAUGAAUGUCAGUCAUCUACUUUGGGAAGUGACCUUAUUUAGACAGGUGAUGCCAAAAGUUAUUGUAUGCAUUGUACUGUUUAUUCAUAAACUUUGACUAUAUGGUACUGUACAAUUUUGUGAGUUCCAGGGUAACCAGGUCUGAUUGUUUAAUGUUGAAAGAUGUCUUCAAAGGCUGAACAUAUUUGUCAAAAGAUGAUACACUGGUUGGUGAGCAUCUACAAAUCAUGAAUUUAAUGUUUACUUUUUUGUUUUACAGAUAACAGUGUGGAGCUUAAGUCUUCGUGAAGCCCUCUGCUCCAUGUGUUCAUUUGGAGGCUAUGUGUACUGUAUCAAAGCCUCUCCCUUAGAUCCAGGUGAGUGGCUUGGCUCUUGA
Messenger RNA from Lymnaea stagnalis (great pond snail), 5106 nucleotides. The record is from the annotation of a GenBank genome assembly. Lineage: Eukaryota; Metazoa; Mollusca; Gastropoda; Lymnaeidae.